Messenger RNA from Penicillium cinerascens, 1569 nucleotides. RefSeq names its product cytochrome P450. The annotation marks the transcript as partial. Gene Ontology annotation, molecular function: oxidoreductase activity, acting on paired donors, with incorporation or reduction of molecular oxygen; iron ion binding; heme binding. Lineage: Eukaryota; Fungi; Ascomycota; Eurotiomycetes; Eurotiales; Aspergillaceae. The record is from RefSeq and is a predicted model, not a curated record. The transcript is spliced from 3 exons.
GGAAUUGUCCACCAGACUUUCGUCUUUGGACAUUAUACAGCAUUGCUCUUCAAAGUGCUAGGCGCUGAAUUGUGUGCCUUUGUUGGCUUUGCUGUUUAUUGGAUGAUCCUCUAUCCCCGUUAUUUCACACCUUUCCGGGAUAUCCCAACCCCUUCGCAUCGAACAAUUUUGACAGGAAAUUACCCCGUUCUAUUCCCCGAUAAUGCAUGGGUGCCGCUGCGGAAGAUUGUCGAGAGCACCCCCAACGAAGGUCUUCUCCGAAUAUACUCAGCUUUGAGUGGGGAGGUCAUUCUAGCGACAAGUCCACCGGCAAUCAGAGACAUGCUCACAGUCAAUGCCUUCGACUACGCUCACCAAGAUCUGGUCAAGAUUGCCAUCAAAAGAUUCACGGGUAGCAACCUUGGCUUCCUUAGUAAUGAUGACUUCAAACUACACCGCAAGAAUAUGAUGCCGGCUUUCACCGUGCCCCAUGUUCGUAAUCUUACUGAUAUCUUCUGGCGAAAAGCCCAAGAAAUGGUCCAAUGCAUGGGGGAUGAGUUGCGCGCGAACCCUGACGCCCCGAUCAACUUCCGCGAAUACGUUUCCCGCGCUACACUAGAUAACAUUGGGCUCGCCGGCAUGGGACACGACUUCCAGACGCUGCAGCAGCCCGAUAAUGACCUCCGAAGCCAUUACAGAAAAUUGAUUCUGGACCCUACCCGGGUGUUUAGUUGGGUCGGGUUGUUCAGCCGAUACUUCGAUAUGCGCCUUUUGAUGAAGGUGCCUCUGAAGAAGCUCAUUGAGAUCUCCAACUCGGCAGACUACCUCCGUGGAAUCACGGGCGGGGUCAUCCGACAGAGAAAGGAAAAGCUUGUUGCAGACGAAGACCUGAGCAAAAAGGAUAUCGUUACUGUCGCCCUGGCAAGCGGUGUAUUUGAGGAACACCAUCUGAUUGACCAUGUCAUGACCUUCCUCACAGCCGGCCACGAGUCCACCGCCACGGCCUUCGAAUGGACCAUGUAUGAGCUUGGAAGACGGCCAGAGAUGCAGCAACGUUUGAGAGGGGAGGUGCACAACGCCCUAGGAACCGACUUGCAGACGACCGAGUAUGGCCCCCGCGGUCAGAAUCUUCCCUACUUGAAUGCCUUCUGCAACGAAGUCCUGCGGUGCUAUCCAUUCUCUCCCAUUAUUAUCAAGGUCGCCAAACAGGAUACUACGAUGAUCGGCCACCGAAUUCCGAAAGGUACCGUUGUGAUAUACUCAGCCGAGGUGACGAACCACGACAAGACGCUCUGGGGACCGGAUGCCGAUGUGUUCAACCCUGACCGAUGGAUUGGCGAUGGAAAAGCCAACUCGGGAGGUGCAUCUAGUAAUUAUGCUAUGUUGACAUUUGGGGCUGGGCCACGAAACUGCAUUGGAGCCAAUUUCGCGAGGGCUACUCUGGAAUGUCUCGUCACUGCUGUGAUGUCUACGUUCGAGAUCGGACUUGCCAACCCCGACACGGCUGACAGGCUAAAGUUCGGUCAAACGAACAAGUCUGCAGAGGGAGUUUUCGGUCGACUCAAGUUUGUCCGGCCCGCGAAAGCUUGA